This is a messenger RNA of Emericellopsis cladophorae, 2682 nucleotides long. Its product is annotated as Chloride channel. The coding region runs from base 1 to 2682 and encodes 893 amino acids. NCBI's taxonomy places the organism in Eukaryota, Fungi, Ascomycota, Sordariomycetes, Hypocreales, Bionectriaceae. Gene Ontology annotation, molecular function: voltage-gated chloride channel activity. Gene Ontology annotation, biological process: chloride transport; transmembrane transport. The record is from RefSeq and is a predicted model, not a curated record. Gene Ontology annotation, cellular component: early endosome; Golgi apparatus; membrane. The transcript has 3 exons.
AUGCCCCUCGCACCUCGCAACGGACCCUUCCUCGCCGGAUCCUCCUCGUCGCAUUCACCUGGCGCGAACACCCCGAGCGCAUCCCCCGACGGUCGGGACGAGAUUGACUUUCUGAGCGACGACCAGUAUGCUGUAGGCGAUCUCGGUAUCGGGCGGAGUGAUCGUAAUGUGCUCGACGACGACCCUAUACAUGCAGAUCUAGAUGCGCCCCUAUCGUUCAAGCGCCGACAGAAGCCAUCCAUCUUCUCGGGACCAGCGCAAUUGUUCGCUGCUUUCAGGGGCCAGCCGCAGACUCCGACCCAUCGAUCGCCCUCCCCCGUCAGCGGCGGAGACCACAAUGUCCCCGAUAUUACUUUCUUGACUACGUCGAAAGAUGCCAGCGCGCAUGACUGGUACAUUGAAGGACAAGGGCGCCGAGUCGGAUACGAGGAUCUAACGGCCAUCGACUGGAUUUUCGAGUACAACAAAGAGCGCAGGCGGCUGCGCUCGCUAGCUGCAGGAGCGGGAGGCCUACUGGGACACUUUCGCCAUCUCAUCGACGCGAGUAAGGUCUGGAUCAUCGUCCUGUGCACGGGCAUUUGUGUCGGCGCCAUUGCUGCGGCCAUUAACACUGCGUCGGACUGGCUGGGCGAUCUCAAGGAGGGGUACUGCUCAAGUGGAGACGAAGGAGGUCAUUUUUAUCUCAGCAAGAGCUUUUGCUGCUAUGGUUAUGACCAGGGCUCCAAAUGCGACGGAUGGAGACCCUGGGGCGAGGCACUGGGCCUGGGCUCAGGAGGCGGGUCGUUUGCCAUGGGCUACGUCUUCUUCAUACUGUUUUCGGUUACUUUUGCGUACGUGGCGGCCCUGCUGGUUCAGGAGUAUGCCUUCUACGCCAAGCACAGCGGUAUCCCAGAGAUCAAGACUGUGUUGGGAGGGUUCGUCAUUCGACGAUUCCUGGGCGGCUGGACGUUAUUGACCAAAUCACUGGGUCUGAUUCUCGCCGUCGCCUCUGGCAUGUGGCUCGGAAAGGAGGGCCCCUUGGUGCACGUCGCGUGCUGCGUCGCGAACCUCUUCAUCAAGCCCUUUAGCAGCAUCAACCACAAUGAGGCCCGGAAAAGAGAGGUACUCUCUGCAGCGGCAUCUUCCGGCAUCUCUGUGGCUUUUGGAUCCCCCAUUGGAGGCGUGCUCUUCAGUCUGGAGCAGAUUUCGUACUACUUCCCCGACAAGACCAUGUGGCAGAGUUUUGUGUGCGCCAUGGCUGCCGCUGUGUCCCUCCAGGCAUUCGAUCCCUUCCGGUCCGGCAAGCUAGUCUUGUUUCAGACCAAAUUCAGCAGCGACUGGGAUGGCUUUGAGAUGAUUCCUUAUGUCUUCCUUGGCAUCGUGGGAGGCAUCUAUGGAGGCUUGUUCAUCAAGUUCAACAUGGCCAUCGCGCGGUGGAAGAAGGGCAGCGCCUGGUUACCUGGUCCGAUCUUCCAAGUCGUCGCUGUGGCCCUCCUGACGGCCGUCAUCAAUUAUCCCAACUUCUACAUGAAGCUGCAGGCUACCGAGCUUGUCUCGAACCUGUUUGCGGAUUGCUCGCAGGUUCUUGACGACGAGCUCGGUCUAUGCAAGACCGGCGCCGACUCUCUGUCCACCAUUGUGCUGCUCAUGCUCGCGGCUGUCGUCGGUUUCUUCCUCGCAGCCAUCACAUUUGGUCUGCACAUCCCUGCUGGCAUCAUCCUGCCGUCCAUGGCCAUUGGCGCCCUCACCGGUCGCGCCGUUGGCAUCUUUAUGGAGAUGUGGUUCACCGCGCAGCCAGGCUUCUUCCUCUUCUCCACCUGCGACCCUGACGUGCCCUGCGUCGUCCCCGGCACAUACGCCAUCAUCGGCGCUGCUGCCUUCCUCGCCGGCGUCACCCGUAUGACGGUCUCCAUUGUGGUCAUCAUGUUCGAGCUCACCGGCGCCUUGACAUACGUCCUCCCCAUCAUGAUCGCGGUCAUGGUCUCCAAAUGGGUGGGCGAUGCAUUCUCACGUCGCGGCAUUUACGAGUCCUGGAUCCACUUCAACGAGUAUCCCUUCCUUGACAACAGUGAGGAGAUGCUCGUGCCCGACAUCCCAGCGGCGCAAAUCAUGACCAGGAUCGAGGAUCUCGUGGUUCUCACCGCUUCGGGUCAUACCAUCGCCUCCCUGACCACAAUUCUCGAGACACACCCUUAUCGCGGAUUCCCCGUCGUGUCGGACCCGAGAGACGCCGUCCUCUUGGGAUACAUCUCCCGCGCAGAGCUCAGCUACAACCUCCUUGCCGCGACUCGCCCCCCUCGAAGCCUACCCGUUGAGACGGAAACAUUCUUCUCCCAUCAACCACUGGCGGAUCCGAGGACGACCCUCGAUUUGAGGCCUUGGAUGGACCAUACGCCUAUCACUCUGCCCUCGCGCACGGCACUCCACCUGGUUGUGUCGUAUUUUCAAAGACUAGGUCUGCGUUAUGUUCUCUUUACGGACAGGGGUACUUUACAGGGUAUCCUGACCAAGAAGGAUGUUUCGUACGUCCUCAAUGGCGCCGCGGAGACAAGACGGACCACGAGUGCGCCAGAUGGUACCAGUCAUCGAGGACUUGGGUCAGCAAGACAGAGUGGUGAAGAGGAAGAACGAGGCUUGCUAGGAGUCGAGGAUGAGGAGGACGAUGAGAGAGAUGAAGCGAGAGCGCAGUCUUCAAUGUUGUAG